GAAGAAUGAAGGGCAUCAAGCAGAAGAUAUGGAGUUUUAUAUUUCUAAUUUUUAAGAAGGACAAAUGCUAUGUGUCUCUUGGUUCAGAACCUGAUCCAAAAAUGUUCCCACAGUGUAUAAGACCACAUUCAGUGAAUGGGAAUAGUGAUAAUAGUCUUGUUGUUCCAGAAGGGUGCUUUUCUGUGUAUGUGGGGAAAGAUAAGAGAAAGUUUUUUCUUCCCAUUGCUUAUUUGAGCCAUCCAGUUAUACGAGCUCUUCUUAGAAGAAGUGCUGAGGAGUAUGGAGUUAGUCAAGCUGGGGUUCUCAGAAUCCCUUGUGAUGUGAAGAGUUUCCAACAUGUGUUAUGGCUGGUUCACAGCGAUCCCAGCGGGAAGGACAAAAACACAGAGGAAAUUGCUAAGCAUUAUUAUCUGGUAUGUGGCACACAACUCAUUUGAAGAUGUAGAUAGGUCAUCAUGAGCAGGACUUCAUUUUAAUGGGAAGAGCUUCAAGAAGUUCAAUCAGUCAGGAUGAACAUAUAUCUUA
Cryptomeria japonica (Japanese cedar) is the source of this 525-nucleotide messenger RNA. Its product is annotated as auxin-responsive protein SAUR40. The coding region runs from base 6 to 437 and encodes 143 amino acids. Lineage: Eukaryota; Viridiplantae; Streptophyta; Pinopsida; Cupressales; Cupressaceae. The record is from RefSeq and is a predicted model, not a curated record. Gene Ontology annotation, biological process: response to auxin. The transcript has a single exon.